Messenger RNA from Ixodes scapularis (black-legged tick), 6950 nucleotides. RefSeq names its product diacylglycerol kinase 1 (gene Dgk). The record is from RefSeq and is a predicted model, not a curated record. Gene Ontology annotation, molecular function: ATP-dependent diacylglycerol kinase activity; calcium ion binding. Lineage: Eukaryota; Metazoa; Arthropoda; Arachnida; Ixodida; Ixodidae. The coding region runs from base 558 to 3521 and encodes 987 amino acids. The transcript is spliced from 31 exons. Gene Ontology annotation, cellular component: plasma membrane. Gene Ontology annotation, biological process: intracellular signal transduction; diacylglycerol metabolic process; lipid phosphorylation.
GCUCGGGCCGGCGGCAGGCGGGCCUCGCAUACCCGACAGCCUUACCUGCGACUCUCGCGGCUUCCAAGGCUCACCCGGCGGCGGCCAAGGCAGAUAAGCCGACGCAACGACUCGGCCGUCGCGUCCCGUCCCCUCCGUGUGUUGUCGUUCCCCGUUCAGCCGGUGCCCGGGGUGUGCUGUGAGGGCCCGAGGCCCGAAAAAGAGAUCGUCACCCCGUCGCGGGAGCACCGAGAUACCGUAUACCCCGACGUGGGACGGUGGUGGAGCGUCGCCGGACCACGCGGCUUCGCGUGUCGUCCCGUCUCGCCGUGCGGAUCUUCGUCGUCCUGGCGGUUGCGAGCGUGCCUGGAUCUUGCCCAGACCGCGCCUGUCGUUGCUCCGUCGAGGUUGCUUCCAAUUUCUGACUGAACUGACUACAGGAUUUUCGCCGUGAAACAGCUAGUGAAAUCAAGGGCCUGGGAUCAUCUCACCGUGCUGCCUGCGAGCCGGAACGAUAGGAUGACCACCGGUAGAAGAAAGGAUCGCCAAGAAAGAGGAGCCCGUUGCUUGCAUCGCGGAUGAUCCUAUUGAAACGAGCAUGGUGCUCCGGGGCCCGGCUGGAAGCGGCCAGCCUGCCGAGCCGAGGGACCCCGGAUGCAGAUGACCUGCGCAGCCCCAUGAGGCAGGACGGGAUGGCCGUCAAGUGGGAGAAGCUCUCCCCCGCCGAGUUCCAGCAGCUGCAGGACUACGUGCAGUACUCAUCCAAGAAGCUUCCAGACGUCCUCGAGGAGUUCAAAGAGAAUGGAGCACUCUCCAAAUAUAACGCCGAAGGAGACAUCGACUUGGAGGGCUUCCAGGCGUUCAUGGAUACCUACCUGGAGAUGGACACUCCUCGGGACCUGGUCAAGCAUCUGUUUCUGUCGUUUGUCCGCAAGCCUGCUCCCAGUCGCCCGCCAAUCGCCGACGGACGGCUCCUCAAGUUCCGUCAUCUGGUGGCGGGAAAAUUUCAGAAGGACGAAACGCUAGAUGAAAGGAAGACAGCCGUUUUGCAUAGGACGCUUACCGGUGGUUCCCUUGACAAAAGCGCCAAGAUGGCGGCGGUGACGUCCACGACGGCGUGCGCGCCCAUCACGUCGCACACGCACCACAGCGGGUCCCUGCCGGAGCUGGCCAACAAGCAGGCGCAGGGCGCGGCGGUCCUGUCGUCCACCGGGGCGGCCCCCGACGCCUCCUCGGGGGCGGCCCGCCGCGACGAGAGCGCCAAGCCGCACCUGCACCUGGGUUUCGCGGAGCGCUUGCACGGCCUCACCGAGAAACUGCACAGCAUCGGCGGUCACCUGCGCAGCGAGGGCGACAGCUCUGCCAGGACCCGCACCGGGAGCGCCUCCAUCCAUCCGGUCGUGACGGUGACGCAGAACUACGGAGACUCGACGGACUCGUCGCCCAACCAGAGCCAAGUAUCCAGGAAUUCUUCGAGGAAGUCAAACAGCUCUCUUCUGGUGCACAGCGUGGACCUGAAGCCCCUGCGGAAGACGAGCAGCCACAUCGACGUGCACACGGUUCGCGUGCCUCUGAAGGACAUCAUCUGCUACCUGUCGCUCAUGGAAGCCGGCCGUCCCGAAGACAAGCUCGAGUUCAUGUUCCGGUUGUACGACACGGAUGGCAACGGCUACCUAGACAACAAUGAGACUGAGUGCAUCGUGAACCAAAUGAUGAGCGUGGCGGAGUACCUGGGCUGGGAUGUAUCCGAGUUAAAGCCGAUCCUCCAAGAGAUGAUGGUGGAGAUCGACUACGACGCCGACGGCACCGUGUCCUUGGAGGAGUGGAAGCGCGGUGGGAUGACCACCAUCCCGCUGCUCGUACUUCUCGGCCUGGACGCCAACGUGAAAGACGACGGCAACCACGUGUGGCGCCUGAAACACUUCAACAGGCCGGCAUACUGCAACCUCUGCCUCAACAUGCUUGUCGGACUCGGAAAAAAGGGUCUCUGUUGCGUCUUCUGCAAGUACACAGUCCACGAACGCUGCGUCCAGAGAGCACCGGCUUCUUGCAUCAACACUUACGUCAAAUCCAAGAAAAGUUCUCAGGCUCUGGUUCACCACUGGACGGAAGGCAACUGCACUGGCAAGUGCAGCAAGUGCAAAAAGACCAUCAAGAGCUACAACGGCAUCACGGGCCUCCACUGUCGCUGGUGUCAGAUGACGCUUCACAACCAUUGUGCACCGCAAGUCAAGCCAGACUGCGCGCUUGGACCACACCGAGACCAUAUCCUACCGCCGACAUCUAUAUGCCCUGCAGUUCUGGAGCGGCAACGAAGUGUCACCAGUGGUCAGAAGAAAGCUUUGUCCCGAACGGAUUCCAACAUGGCUUCCGAAAGCAACCAAGGCAGUGUUUCUGCAAUGUCAUUCCAAGUCACACCCGUUACCGGAACACAUCCCCUCUUAGUUUUAAUCAACCCCAAAAGUGGUGGUCGACAGGGUAUGAGGAUACUGAGGAAGUUUCAGUACUUACUAAAUCCUCGACAAGUGUACAAUGUUUCCAAAGGGGGACCAAUCCAAGGAUUACAGUUUUUCAAGGAUGUUGUAAGCUAUCGAGUGCUAUGCUGUGGUGGAGAUGGCACCGUGGGCUGGGUGCUAGAUACAAUUGACAAGCUCAACUACACCCAGCUUCCACCGGUCGGAAUCCUUCCCUUGGGAACUGGGAAUGACUUGGCACGGUGCCUGCGGUGGGGACCAGGUUAUGAGAGUGAAAGCCUCGAGAAAAUUCUUCAAAAAGUUGAGAAAUCAACAACGGUUAUGAUGGACCGAUGGAAAAUUGACAUUAGCAACAUGGCCAACUCAGACGAGCGUGGAGAUCCUAUCCCUUGCAACAUCUUCAACAACUAUUUUUCCAUUGGUGUGGACGCUUCUAUUGCAAUUAAAUUCCACCUUGAAAGGGAAAAACAUCCAGAAAAAUUCAGCAGCAGAAUGAAGAACAAAAUGUGGUAUUUCGAGUUUGCCACAUCUGAGACCUUCUUUGCCACCUGCAAGAAUCUCCAUGAUGAUGUGGACAUAAUGUGUGACGGUGUGUCCCUGGAGCUGUCCAACGGCCCUUCGCUGCAGGGCAUCGCAGUGCUCAACAUCCCGAGCAUCUAUGGCGGCUCCAACCUUUGGGGUGACAAUGCCGCCUCACGCAAGCGGUCCCGAUCUAAAAAGCGCAAAAAGCACGACAGAGACAUUUCUACGAAUAGCUUCAACUCAGUUGAUCUCAGCAGUGCUGUGCAAGACAUCGGAGACCGCAUGAUUGAGGUGAUAGGUCUGGAGAGUAGCAUGCACAUGGGGCAAGUAAAAGCUGGCCUACGAGCUUCUGGGAGACGACUUGCGCAAUGCACAUCUGUGGUUAUUAGGACGAGGAAAAGGUUUCCCAUGCAAAUCGACGGCGAACCGUGGGUUCAGCCUCCUUGCACAAUACAGAUCACCCACAAGAACCAGAUGCCAAUGCUGAUGGCACCAGCACCAAUGAACAAGUCAAGAUUUCCCUUCUUUUCACUUAGAAAGUCGUGAUUUUAACUAGACAUGUGGUUGAUUGUGCCAUUAACAGUUCAGUUAUGUUUUAGCUCAUGCCGCUUUUUUGUCAUAAUUUAUAUAUUAUAAUUAUUUAUUGUGACUGACAUCUAGCUUUAUGCGUGUAGUUUUGUUUUGUUUGUUUUGUGAGAGCGUAUUGGUGUAGAAAUUAAGUUAGAGCCCUGGAGAACACGACAGAUAAAAGGAAACUGACAUUCUCCACAAGGGUGCUUGUGAUGUUAUUUUGAUGCCUUAAAGUUUGAUGUUCCAUUUAAGUUAUGAACAUGUUGCACAUGUGAUCUUAAUCUGAAUAUGAUGUCUCAUGAGUGUUUUUUUUAUUAUUCUGAAGUAGAUUAUGUCAAUGCACACAUAUCCAGCUACAACUGAGCUCACAGUCACCAAAGUCUAUGGUCAGUGAAACUCGGACCACUAUGUCGGAUAUUUCUUGUAAGAGAAAUGUACUCCACUCCACCGUGUCACGCUUGGCAUGCCUUCUUUUGCAUCGACAUGUGGCAGAAUUCUACUGCACUGCAUAAUAUAUACUAAUAAUAUGUAGAUAAUGUGUACAACAAAGCACAGAAAUGUCGCUUUCAGUUAUACUUAUGCUUGUGUACAAGUGCAAUUGUUGCUAUAGACAUCACUUUUUUGUCGGGGGUGUAAAUAAUGUCCUAAUUAAGAUCUCCAAGAUCUUUGAGGGCAUUCAGGCCGGCUGCUGUCCUUUUCCUGUACAUUAUACUGCAUAACUACAGUGUACUGGAAUGUCGUUGCUCUCAUGUGCUCAUAACGUUUCUACUAGGUCUUCAUUGCUUACUGCCUAUGCGCAGCAUCAUUACUGAUGUUUCUUAAUUUCAUAACAUUGAAAAUCAUAUCUUCGUCAAUACACGCAUCUUAUAUCCGUCAGCGCAUCUGGCUUCUAUGCUUCUCUGUAUAUCGUGCCUUAGUAAAACAGGUACAAAAAUCUUUUUUUUUUGUGUUCAUUUUUAUGUUUUACUCCAGGCAAAUGUUUUUAUCUUGCUUUUUCAGAAUUCAGUCAAGUGCAUACCCCAAACUCUAACUUAUAUAUAUAUAUAUAUAAAGGCAUAUUCACACACACGAGCAUGUGAGAUAGGUAUAAAAUAUACUUAUAUAUCAAGUGCAUAAUUCAAUGACCACAUUUUAAAUAUUGUUCGCUAGUUUUUUGUGUUUUUUUUUUCCCUUUUCGGGUGACGAAUUUUUUUCAUGCUGUAUGUAGAAGGUAGGUUGUUUUAUUAUUUUCCUUGUAAGCUUUUGCAGCUGCUCAUUAUUUAACAUCAAGGAUCUAAUAUAAGGUCUCGUCUCUGUAUGGUAUAUUCUAUGAGUAAAUAUAUUCAAAAUGCCCCAUAACAGACCUUUGAAAUAUAGAAUAACCUUCUCGGAAUAUGGUCCUACUGUGUGUGCAUACAUGAUGUUUGUUCAUAUAUGUCCAGUAACAAGUAAUGAAGUGUCUUAAUACAUUAAGAUUGCAUUACACAUCUUUUGUGUGAGAAGUCGUUUAUUACAAUUUCGGCUGAAGCAAACAGCCAAUUUAGCUCAAAGAUUUUCGGUCGCGAUUCGGAGCAAAGUUUAAUAGGAAUCAUGACUUAUAUUUAUUAAAACUACCGAUGUCUCCAAAUUUAAAAAAAUUAAUCUGAAAUUCAUAAUUAUACUAGAAGUGCAACGACUGUUUCUGCAGUUCACAAGGCAAAUCAAAAAGCGUGCAAUAUACUGCAACAUUUCGGUUAAUAUUACUUAUUUAAGAAAGGUCUAAAGAAUGUGCAUUUUACAGCUGUGUGUUUAUUAUUGGUUUAACACCAGUAUUUGUUUUCAGUAGGUUACUUUGACCAUUUUUUAAACAAAUCAUAAUUCAAAAUAUGUUUUUUAAAACAUACAGCGCUACUAGGAGCUGCAUUCUGCAUAGCUGGCCAUCCAACGAAAUUUGUUCAACUUUUAGUUUAUAAAAAAAAAAAACCUAUUAAGUCAGCCCGUACUAAAGUCGAUAGGUAAAUACGUAUUAGGACAAUUGUAGGUAUGGCGGUAUUUAGUCAGGGUGUAUUCAAACAGCUCAUUUUAAUCACGGGUUCUUUCUAAAAACGGGAGUAAGAUCACGUUACGAGUUAUACCUUAAUCGAUCAUACUUUGGCGUUGUGUUCUGGGGAUAACGACGUUUAAUUAAAAUGUUCUGGCAUUUUUGGAAGUUAUAUAAAGUGCAGAAGUAGGCAGACAGUUUUGAAUCAUGACAAACUCUCAGAACAUAACCUUGUUUGUGCAGCCCCCCCCCCUUCCUCCUCUCCCCUCACUCCAUUCUGGAAAUAUCCAUAAAUGUUUAGUGAUAAUAGUCUAAACAAGCCUCAAUGGUAGCAGAGCACGCACCAAUGAAUCGGAAAAUAAACCUGCUGAGAAAGCUGAUAUUUGCAAGGAACGUUUCGCCAUGAGACAGCUUCUUUUCAGGCAUAAUUGAGAUUGUCACAGAGGUUAUAAACAUGUUACCGAUGAUCAUCUGGUGUAUCUGGCCGAAGUUAAGAAUCUUGGUGAAACGCUGGCAGCCAAAUGAGACUUUUAAUGAGGAUUCUUGCCGAACUAAUGAGAGUUUCACUCGAGUGAUGUGUUUUUUUUUUCUCUCGGCAUUAAUCAAAAACCCGCUUGCUUCCCCCUCUAUCGUGUAGAAAGUGCGUCCUGUACAUAUAUAAAUACAGACGUGUAUGGAACUGUUGCAUGUUAGAUGCAGAACCAACCACUGUAAUUUUUUUUUUUGUUUUCUUGUGUCCAAAAGAUACAAACAUGAAACUUGCGCUACUUUGAUCAUACCUGCCGUAGUGGUAUUCUGUACACAGUAUUGACACUUUCCUAUUGUGUGCAAUGUAUCUUAUAUACAUAUUAAUACUUGGUAGUGUCUCGUGCAGUGACAUGUUGAUCGUGCUUUUGUGGCGUUUCUAUUGCUCUUCUUCGACACUCCAAUAAUCGCAGGUUUUUUCCUUCAAACUACAGAUCCCGUUCCACACAUUUUCUCUGUUGCAUGACAUUCUCAGUCAUUUCCUUCUCUUUUUUAGUUUCGACCCUCUAUAUUUAUUCUACCCCACGACUCACUGUUGCUAGAAAGUGUUGCGUGAUGAUUCCUGUUUCUGGAAUCCAGCUUUUGUGUAUGUUAGGCCCAGAGUGGCGUUGUCGCGUAUUGACAUUGCCUCUAUACCUCUUAGUCCGCAUUAACAGUGAACCUAUUAUGAUUUACUUCCAACCUACAUUGGCGUCCAUCGCCGAGAUGAACUUUGCUUUUUAUUUCUUCUUACAUUUCAUUGAACUGGAUGUUGCAGUUAUGAAUUUCUACGAUGUACGAAAAAUAUUUGUACAUAAGAUACUAUGGUAUAUGAAAUGUUUCACAAUCCAGCUAUUUAUUUAUCGUUUACAUGAAUAAAAGUAUCAUAUGUUAUGACAAAA